Messenger RNA from Spirodela intermedia, 4947 nucleotides. NCBI's taxonomy places the organism in Eukaryota, Viridiplantae, Streptophyta, Magnoliopsida, Alismatales, Araceae. The record is from the annotation of a GenBank genome assembly.
AUGGCAGGUCAAAGGGUUGGCGAAACGGGGCUGUCGGAGUCAGGGCCCUCUUAUCAAUCCCUUGCUUAUGGAAUCCAUGGCAUACCUUCUGCAGCCAAUUUCUUGUAAUCUUCUUCUUCCUCUUCUCCGUGUUCUAUUUUCUUUGUAUCUUAUUAUUUUCCUUCUCUCUUUGCUCUGUAUUUCUUCUGGGUUCUGCGAACCCGGGGAUUAAACGACUAUUUACUGAGAUUUCUCGCGUCACCUGCAUCCACCGUUUCUUCGAUUCAAGUCGUUUUUUUUCUUUAAUUUCUCGAAAAACUUUUUCCGUUCUUCAAUUUGAAAGUCGUUCUUUUAUUCAACCCCAUAGUUUCCUCCUUUCCUGUCUCUCCCUCUCUUUCUCUCUCCUUCCUCACUCCCCCGUCUUCCCCAUCAAAUGCCUUCUGCUCUUGUCUGCCCGUAUCUCUUUUACUUUCCAAUCGGGUCUUGUGAUAGGUAGCUAAUUCGUUUUCUUCUCAUAUGGUGAUCAGUGAUCAAGAAGGAUCUGCAUAUUUUGGAGAACUAGAAGAGGCUCUUAUGCAAGGAGUUCCUGGUCUAAAAACUGAUGGCGGCAGAAGACGUAGGCAUCUCUCUCUCUCUCUCUCUCUCUCUCUCUCUCUCUCUCUCUCUCUCUCUCUCUCUACACCCCUUUCUCUCUAUCGUGUUGCAUUUCACCAUGAGAACAGGCUAGAAAUCAUACGAGAGGGGGAGCUUGGACAGCGUGAUCGAUCCACACUUGGAAAUCUUUCCAUUUUUGGCAGGACGUGGUUUUACUUUCCCUCCCUCUCCUCCCAUCCCUCCGCUAACUCCCCUCUUGCGAUCUCCUCAAGGAAAGGGAAUAAGUUCUCUUUUGAAACCGACUGUUUGGUCUUUCUCUCGCUUUCGAUCGUGUACCAGCUUUCCCCAUGAUCUUCUGCGUCUGUUGCUUGUCGCAGCCUUUUUCUCAGGCAGCAGGCCUCCCCCCACGCUCGAGAUCUUCCCCUCAUGGCCAAUGAGUCUUCAACAGCCCCCCAAGGUAUGGCCUUUGACUUUUUGACCCAGCUUCUUCGCACAGGUGUCAGUAAAACAGUAACAGUUAGGGAGAGAGAGAAAGAGAGCGAGAGGGAGAAGAGAGGAAUUAAUGGGGAAGAGGGGGUUCAUUUCCAGCACUUUAAUUGUAAUUCAGUACAAGUUCGAUGAGGCCAACCAAUCCCCCUCUUGAUCCUGACAGAUCCUCCUUUUUCUUCCUCUGUGCUGAUUUUUUAAAAACUGGUAAUAGGGGAACUCGCAGUCAGCGGAGAGCACCGAUUCGGGGUCUGCUCAUCCCGAUUCGAGCUCUCCGGCGAGCAGGAGGUCUUCUUCCUCCGGCCAGCCCCCUCAGCAAGAGAUGGCCGGCGAUGUCUCCAGAAUGGCGGCGGCCUCCAGCGAUCACCAGCCGAGGCCACAAGAGAAGGUAGGCAAAGACGAGUUUUUUCUCUAAAUGGGGGUAGCAGUCGUUCCUGAAUCUUCCAUAGACGCAAAUCCCGAAAAGGAUAGAAGUUAUAGUCCCCGGCCAUCAUGACGACAGAUCCUCCCAGCUUUCUCUUCAGCUUCCUGGCAACUCUACGAGUCAAGCCCCCCUCUCCCCUCCCCAAAUCGAGAACUCACGGUGGUCGUCCUCCUCGAUCGGAGGAUUGAUCGGACACGAACCACUACAGCUACAGCAGAUAGUCAACACAAAUUCCGAGGACUUGGAUUUUCUUCUCUUUAUUUUCCCUGUCUUGUCCGGCACCUCUGCCCUCCCCCCUCUCGUGUCUAGCUAGAUAUGUCGAGUCUCACUGUUACACAGUUCCAACCACCUCCAAAUCCCGCUUAGGCAUUUGGAGAGAGAGAGAAUAUUUGUUCCGUUGGUGCCUUAGAAGGGCUCAUCCUUGACGACCCAGAAGCGAUGGAGGGAACCCGAGAAGCUGGGGGGGUUUGUAACUCUCUUCCUACGUCUUCCCGCCCUAGGCCGAAGAAAACCACGCCCUUUCUAAAUACAAGGGUUAGCGUCAACGUCAACGCGCUAAGCUUGCUCCUCAAUAUAUCCAUCUGUUUCUGCUCUGGUUUCUAGAUAUCAUCGCGUUUGACUUCGCGACGGAGAUCGGGAGGAAUCUCCGAGAGAGGGGGGAUAACGUGCCCUCGACUACACGAUUAUCCCCUGGAGAUUUGUCCAAAAUAAGUUGCCACUCGAGUUUUUAAUUCGGUUUUUAGUUACUUGUUCCUUAAGCACCAUCAACCUGGAAGAAAAAGAGAAGAGAGAGAGCUUUUGACUUCUUGCUUCCAUCCCCUCUUGUUUACUGACCCAGUUGGUAUUGUUAAUUUUUCAGAGAAAGCUUGCUGACAAAGACGGCAGACCGCUGGACCCGAAGGUCUCCCUCUCCUCUGUCUCUGUCCCCCCCUCUCUCUCCGUCCCUGUCUCUCUCUAUCUAUCUCUCUCUCUCGCUCUCGGUCUCCCUAGUUCGGGGGGGGGGUCGGAUGGCCUGGUGUGGGUGUGCGCACGAGAGAGCGUUUCUUUCUGCUCGUACGUGCGGAAGAAGCUCGCAAUCAAGAGAAGAAGGGCCACGCGUGCGUUGUUUCCAUGCGCACGUACUCUAGCUGCCCACGUGCGUUGUAAAACGUGGACUCUCGCGUUUACUCUGUGCAUGUCUUUGCAUGUCUCGCGUGCUUCACCCUCUGAAACGGAAACUUUCUUCUUUUUCUCAGACGCUGAGACGGCUGGCGCAGAACAGAGAAGCAGCCAGGAAGAGCCGCCUGAGGAAGAAGGUAGUCCGUCGUCCUCUCUAGCACGACUUAAAUCUCUGUCUCUCUCUCGCUCCGUCGCUCUCUCCCUCUCCCUCUCUUUCGCGGUCUCGUUUAGAAGUUCAACCCCGUUUGGUGGACAGGCCUACGUCCAGCAGUUAGAGUCAAGCAGAAUAAAGCUUUCACAGAUAGAACAAGACCUCCAGAGGGCCCGCUCACAGGUUCGAACCCUUUCUAGCUAAAACGAGAACCCAAACAGAAGAGGGAUACGUGCAAUAAUAACUUGUGAUUGGUGCGUAGGGCCUGUUCCUUGCCGGAGGCGGCGGCGCCGGCAGCAGCAUUAGCCCAGGUAACGAAGGGGGGCCCCAUCUCUCCUUUUCUUAGGCCAUGGCGGCGCCGAUGACGUGACCACUGCAGGUGCGGCGAUGUUCGAGAUGGAGUACGCCCGGUGGCUGGACGACGACCAGAAGCACAUGUCGAAGCUCCGAGCGGCUCUCCAUGGCCACCUCCCGGACGGCGAACUCCGUGCCGCCGUUGACGACUGCGUCGCCCACUAUGAUGACAUGUUCCAGCUGAAGGGAGCCGCCGCCAAGUCCGACGUCUUCCACCUCAUCACCGGCAUGUGGACCAGUCCGGCGGAGCGGUGCUUCCUCUGGAUGGGAGGCUUCCGGCCGUCGGAGAUGAUCAAGGUCAGCAUUGUGGAGAAAAAGAUUUGAUCUCUGUGGGUUUCAUUGUGUCUAACUGGCUGGUGGAUUGGCUUCGCACAGAUACUGACCCCACAGCUGGACCCGUUGACGGAUCAGCAGGUCAUGGGGAUUUACAGCCUCCAGCAGUCCUCCCAGCAGGCGGAGGAGGCCCUCUCGCAAGGCCUGGAGCAGCUCCAGCAGUCGCUGGCUGACACCGUGGCCAGCAACUCGCUGAGCGACGGCACCAAUGUCGGCAACUACAUGGACCAGAUGGCCAUUGCUCUCGGGAAGCUCUCCAACCUUGAAGGAUUCGUUCGCCAGGUAUUCCUCCUCUCUCUCUUCUCUCCUCCAGACGCUAACGGGCCGUUAUAAUCCGGGGGACACAUUCUCUCUCUCUCUCUCUCUCUCUCUCUCGAAAUGGGCCACUGCCUAACCAGCGCGGCCAGCUCUCUAAAUCGACGAUCUUAUCUCUGAUAACCCAUAUGCUCUACGUUCGGCCGGCGAUACACUGAGAUGGACGGUGCACCAUCCGCCGCCGGGUAAAAUGCAGAGGGGAACCAAUUGGCGUCGUAUAAUGCUAGACGACAUCCGAUAGAAGACUUUGACACCCCUGGCACACCGUGUGGGGAAGAAUCCAAGGUGGUCGAAGAGGACGUCUCCGUCGUAUAUUGCAGGCUUAUCUCCGAGGAGCUGUAUCCAUUGCUUUCCCUGAACAAGUGCUUUUGCCGAGUGGGUGCAGGCGGAUAACCUGAGGCAGCAGGCGCUGCACCAGAUGAGAAAGAUCUUGACGAUACGGCAGGCGGCGCGAUGCUUCCUGGCGAUGGGAGAGUACUACAGCCGGCUACGCGCUCUCAGCUCCCUCUGGACCUCCAGGCCGCGAGAGUAAGCUCCGAAUUCACCUCUUGAAAGGGUAUAACUCGUAAUUCGCAGGGACCCGACAGCUGACAAGAACCCACUGAAAUUGGGGAGAGAUGAUGAUGACCAUGACGAUGGCUUUCGUAUAAUCUGACAGAUUUGAGCUCUCUGAAUGACAAUCGGCCUGACCCUCUUCCGUAUUCCGGCCGAAUCCGGGCUCUUUUCACUCACCCUCUCGGCAGCCAUCUCUCUCUCUCUCUCUCUCUCUCUCUCUCUCUCUCUCUCUCUCUCUCUCUCUCUCUCUCUCUCCCUCUCUCUCUCUGUCUCUCUGUCUGAGAUGAAUGCAUAAAAAACUGGCCCGAGAUCUUCUCCAGGCGCUGUCAAUGACAGGGCCGGGGCCUCUGCGCACCCAAGCCGGGUCAAAGAAGAGGGCCUUCUGCGUAUUUUAUAUGAUCGCCGACGAUCGUAUUUUAUGUGAUCUUAGGUCGAAUGCCCUCUCGAUUAUAUUUUCGCCGCGCAAGAUCCAAUCCUUGACGAUGGAAUCCAUCUAUCUACCUCUCUCAACAGGAACGUGAUCGCCGACGAGACCUCUCUGGGCCCCGCAGCGAUGGCCCUCCGGCUGGCACAUCAGCCCCUACAGCAUCACUUCUAA